Molecule: messenger RNA, 1629 nt
Organism: Psilocybe cubensis
Lineage: Eukaryota; Fungi; Basidiomycota; Agaricomycetes; Agaricales; Agrocybaceae
Exons: 12
Coding region: 1-1629 (542 amino acids)
Biological process (GO): pyruvate metabolic process; malate metabolic process
Cellular component (GO): mitochondrion
Molecular function (GO): NAD binding; malate dehydrogenase (decarboxylating) (NAD+) activity
Source: RefSeq, a predicted model, not a curated record
AUGACGAUUAUCCUUACUCCGUACUGGUCCAAUGGCGUGCAGAAGCUCAAGCUUUCUCAGCCACCGGCUGCUCCUAAACGCGGGCUCGUUCCUCCUCAACUCGACCACGAGAUACACGUACAACGCUGUCUGGAACAACUGCGCUCGAAAGAUAAAAAUCUUGAAAAAUAUAUCUAUCUUUCCCACUUGAAGACCGAAGACCCUUCCAUGUUCUAUCGGCUUUGCCUGGAACACAUGGCCGAGAUUACACCUAUCAUCUAUACUCCUACCGUAGGAGAUGCAUGCUUGAACUUCUCCCAUAUUUAUCGACGACCUGAGGGCCUCUACAUUUCUAUCCAAGAUAAAGGCAAAAUUGGAAGCGUCAUAAACAACUGGCCGAAAAUAGACGAAGCUCGUAUCAGCGUUGUUACAGAUGGCUCUCGAAUUUUAGGACUGGGUGAUCUAGGUGUGAAUGGAAUGGGCAUUUCUAUCGGGAAACUGUCUCUCUACGUUGCAGGUGCUGGCAUUCGGCCAGAUUCGACUAUCCCUAUUUGCCUUGAUCUCGGCACAAAUACCCAACGCUACUUGGAUGACCCCUUCUAUCUUGGCCUACGUCAAAAACGCGUUGGCGACGCCGAAAUGGAAGCAUUUAUGGACGAGUUCAUGGAGGAAAUGUCCCGCGCAUUUCCAAAACUUAUGAUUCAAUUCGAGGACUUCUCUACAGACAAUGCCUUCAAGUAUCUUGAACGUUACCGCCACAAGUAUCCUGUCUUCAAUGACGAUAUCCAAGGCACUGGUGCCGUUGUCCUCAGUGGAUUCCUAAAUGCCGCUAAACUAUCUUCCGCCGCAUCCGGUUUGCCUCUUACUGAGCACCGAAUCCUUUUCUUCGGCGCUGGAUCCGCUGGAGUCGGUGUCGCGUCGCAAUUGAUGAGCUUCUUCACCUUACUUGGCAUGACCGAGGACCAGGCCCGUAGGAAAAUAUACCUUGUAGAUUCACAAGGCCUUGUGUAUGAUGCCCGCGGACACCUGGCUGAACAUAAGAAAUAUUUCUCUCGCGAUGAUUACCGGGGUCCACCGAUUACCAACCUCCUCGAUAUCAUCCAAUAUGUCAAACCAACCGCCCUUUUAGGACUUUCUACUAUAUCAGGAGCUUUUACUGUCGAUGUCCUCGAUGCGAUGGCGGCCAUCAAUCCUCGCCCGAUCAUCUUCCCUCUAUCUAACCCCGUCAAGCUCUCAGAAUGUUCAUUCAGUGACGCCGUCGAGAUUACACAGGGCAGGGUUCUUUUUGCGUCUGGCUCGCCUUUCCCAGCGCAACAAUUUGGAGGAAAGACUCUGUAUCCUGGACAAGGAAAUAAUAUGUACAUUUUCCCUGGUCUGGGGUUAGGAGCAAUUAUUGCUCGCGUAUCAGAAGUCACUGACAGCAUGGUGGAAGCCUCUUCUCUGGGACUUGCCAAUUCUCUGACGGACGAGGAGCGUUCCAUUGGUCUCUUGUAUCCGCGCAUUGAACGAAUCAGGGAAAUUAGUGUAUUCAUCGCCAAAGAAGUCAUUCGUGCUGCACAGAAGGCUGGUGUUGACCGUUCCCCUGCUCUUCGUACCAAAAGCGACAGCGAACUCAUGCGAUUUAUCAGCCAAAGGAUGUGGAAUCCUUGA